Bacidia gigantensis is the source of this 297-nucleotide messenger RNA. It is a transcript of the gene RPS25, whose product is annotated as 40S ribosomal protein S25. The transcript is spliced from 3 exons. Gene Ontology annotation, molecular function: structural constituent of ribosome. The record is from RefSeq and is a predicted model, not a curated record. The coding region runs from base 1 to 297 and encodes 98 amino acids. Gene Ontology annotation, cellular component: cytosolic small ribosomal subunit. Lineage: Eukaryota; Fungi; Ascomycota; Lecanoromycetes; Lecanorales; Ramalinaceae.
AUGGCUCCUGCAGCAGCCACAGCAGGCAAGAAGCAGAAGAAGAAGUGGUCAAAAGGAAAAGUCAAGGACAAGGCCAACCACGCCGUCGUCCUCGACAAAACCACCUCCGACAAACUCUACAAAGACGUGCAAUCCUACAGACUCAUCACCGUUGCCACCCUAGUCGAUAGAUUGAAGAUUAACGGCAGUCUCGCACGACAGGCCCUGCACGAUUUGGAGGAGAAGGGACAGAUCAAGAAAGUGGUGGGGCACUCGAAGUUGACGGUCUAUACGCGGGCGAUCACGGCUGGGGAGUAG